AUGUCUCUCCACGCCUCCUCGUCGGCCUCGGGCCUCAGCAGCAGCGCCCUGCGCCGGCAUCCGGCCAGCCUGACGCCCAAGGCCGUGCACAACCCGGCGCUGCUUGACCUCGUCAAGUGCCCCGUGUCGCGCGACAUGGUCGUCUACCUCGCACAGCAGGCCGCCCACGUCAUCCAGUGUGGACCGCCGCAGCAGCUGGCGACGCCUCCCACCACACCCACCAAGACGGUCGCCUGCGCCGAGGCCGACCCGGCAGGCAAGAUGGAGGUCAACGGCCUGCCCAGCCUCGAGACCUUCAUCGCCAUCCUCGUCGAGAAGAGCAACGUGCAGGUGCCGACGCUCCUCACGACGCUCGUCUACCUCGAGCGCCUCAAGUCGCGCCUGCCGCGCGUCGCCAAGGGCAUGCACUGCACACGGCACCGCGUCUUCCUCGCCACGCUCAUCGUCGCCGCCAAGUACCUCAACGACUCGUCGCCGAAGAACAAGCACUGGACCAAGUACGGCGCCCUCUUCUCGCAGGCCGAGGUCAACCUCAUGGAGAAGCAACUCCUCUACCUGCUCGACUACGACCUGCGCAUCGAGGAGGACGAGCUGCUCGUGCACUUCUCGCCCUUCUUCCGCCGCUUCGAGGACCGUGCCGAGCGCGGCCGCCGCGAGAUGCACCUGCGCAGCUGCGAGGCCGGCCGCGAGAUGGAGCGCUACGCCCGCGCCAGCCAGCGCCGCGUCGCCCUCCGCGCCCUGCCCGCCGACCAGGUGCCGUGCUGGAAUCUGCACAAGGCCGACGUGCCCGCCGCCGGCUCCACCAGCCGGCCAGCGAUGGCACGGCCGCCGACCAACGCACCGCCGUCGCCCGUCUCGCCGUCGCCGCGCGCCGACGCCUACAGCCACGUGCCGCGCCGCGUCUCGAGCUCGACGAUGCAGCGCGGCGAGAGCCACGCGUCGUCGGCGUCGAGCAGCAGCGCCGCCUCGUCCGAGGCCGAGCUCACCGACGACAACGGCAGCAGCUCGUCGUCGGCCGAGGACUACGACGACGACGACCUGGACGAGCAGUACGAAGAGUACUACGUCGACGAGGGCCAGCUCAGCGAGCGCAUGCAGGAGCACCACGUCGCCUCUGCCGACGUCGAGAUGCAGCCGGCGCUGGCGCAGGACGUCGAGGGCGUCAAGGUCGUCUCGGCGAUGCAGCGCUACGUCCAGAGCGCCAUCCCCGCCGGCCUGCGCAAGGGAUCCAUCGACGCAUCGGCUCAACACGGCGUCCGCAGCAGCCGCAGCAGCUCCAACCUGCUCGCUCGCAUGCUCGGACACCAGCCGGCAGCCUACUAA
Molecule: messenger RNA, 1323 nt
Organism: Tilletiopsis washingtonensis
Lineage: Eukaryota; Fungi; Basidiomycota; Exobasidiomycetes; Entylomatales
Exons: 2
Coding region: 1-1323 (440 amino acids)
Biological process (GO): regulation of cyclin-dependent protein serine/threonine kinase activity
Cellular component (GO): nucleus; cyclin-dependent protein kinase holoenzyme complex
Molecular function (GO): protein kinase binding; cyclin-dependent protein serine/threonine kinase regulator activity
Source: RefSeq, a predicted model, not a curated record